Messenger RNA from Verticillium nonalfalfae, 891 nucleotides. RefSeq lists its product as uncharacterized. NCBI's taxonomy places the organism in Eukaryota, Fungi, Ascomycota, Sordariomycetes, Glomerellales, Plectosphaerellaceae. The record is from RefSeq and is a predicted model, not a curated record. The transcript has 2 exons. The coding region runs from base 1 to 891 and encodes 296 amino acids.
AUGGAGGACAAGUACGGGAUAUUCCAUCUCGUGGGCGCAGUUCACACCACAUCACCAUACACUGCCAUAGCAGCGGACCUGACCCGGCUGUAUGAUAUCAACAGCCUUGAGCUGCCGCCGUCUAUGGAAGGGAGGGGAUAUAUGACCGGAUUCGGGUUCCUGUCCGCGCAGCGGUACUUCUCGACCACGGUCCGCAUACUUCACUUCGGGAUCCCUGAAACAAAUAUCAAAGCCAUUGCUAUGACAGAAGUCCGUUCCGCUUGGUUUUCGCAAAGGCAAAUUUACAUGGUCAUUGGCAGCUCUCUCCGGAAAAUGCUGCUCGAAGCCCGCGAUGCUGUACCCAGGCCAUCUCUGCCUCCCCUGCAACAAGCCGAGUCGGCUCAUCGCCUCAUCUCCACACGCCCUCGCGUUGUUAGGGACUCCGCUGCUGGCUCUGACCCCCGUGUCUCACCAAGGGCACCUCGACGCCCUGCUCGUGUCGCCACAGGUGUUUCAUCCGGUUCGAGGACAGGGCCUCAAAGGACUAGACCUGGACGUCGUUCGCGCUAUCGACACGAAAGGACACAAAGGAGCACCUAUUCCAACUUUGAGCAAGUUGGCAGAAGCUCUAUGCACCGUGCUGUCUUGCACCCGAAUUAUUCAACAUCUACCCAGUUCACUCCUACCUUGCCGCAACAGCAUGGCUCCCAACCAUCAGCGUCGCUAUCUCGAGCAAGAUUGCAGUCACCUCCUCCUCUAAUUCUUUCAUCCGACACCAGCAGUAUGUCGGACCAGUUCCCAGCUAUCUUAGACGCUGGGGCUAUCAUAGCACAACCACCAAGCAUCGAGGACUUCAUCAUUCUCAACAGAGUAGCCUCCGAUGCUCACGAUCUUCAUGAAUAUCAGGAAUGA